GAGAAAAAUCAUCACAUUACACACUUUGGGUUUGUCACGCUGUAGGAGUCUAGGAUGUUGCGUUCAAAGAUGGAGUCCUUUGACAGAGUGUCCUUCAGGACCUGCAGUGUUUUGUUGUUCAUCAUUCUUCUGAUAGAGUCUGUUGGAGGUGCUGUCUCCUCGCCCAUCAUACAGGUUGUCUCAGAUAACAGUGACAGUGUGGUGUUUCAGUGUGAGUCUGAAGGCUGGUAUCCAGAGCCUGAGGUGUUCUGGCUGGACGGUGAGGGAAACCUCCUCACUGCUGGACCUACAGAGACAGUCAGAGGUCCUGAUGACCUCUAUACUGUCAGCAGCAGAGUGACUGUGGAGAAGAGACACAGCAACAACUUCACCUGUAGAGUCCAACAGAAGGACCCUCAACCAGACCAGAGACACUCACAUCCAGGUUGCAGCUGGUUUCUUCAUGGAUCAGUCCUCUUUGAUAGGGAUCGGGAUCUUCACCAUUGUUGUUUAUUCUCCUGUCUUGUUGCUUUUUAUUUUAAUACUGACACGGAAACUUUCUCAUUUUCAGAUGUUUUCCACGAAACCGCGGAAUCGGGGAGAAGCUGGGGAACGAAGAGAACGUGCAGACCAACGGAGAAAGGAAAAGAGAGAUGUAGAAAAAACAAUUCAGCUAUGGAAGACAGAGAAAAAACUUAAAAACAAACAUGACAUCAUUAAAGAAAAGAAGGGGAAAGAACAAAGUGAAAGCGGAGAAGACCGAGGAGCUGCAGAGGACACUUCAGUCAGUGAAGACGAUGGACAGAAAUAAGAUGCCCUCAUGAUACAGCAGGAAGAACUGUGGAGAUGAAACCUGAACUUCAGGAAGAGCAACACAGAGACAGCUGACAGUUUAUAACACAAUGCACGCUGCAAAGCAGUUUUUCAUACAAUGUGACUUUAAAAUAAACUAACAGAGAUUAUUAAAUCUGUUUUAAAGACAAAAGACAAGCAGAGGAACACGUCACCAGUGCAGCAAUGUGACUCGAUGACAAUGAAGCUCUGCGGCACAGAGGAAGAAGAAUUAUUUAUUAUUGUAAUACUUAUUUCAUCUGGUAGUUACUGAUUGCAUGUGAAUACAAAUCCGAGGUACUUGUACUUUA
Micropterus salmoides (largemouth bass) is the source of this 1121-nucleotide messenger RNA. RefSeq lists its product as uncharacterized. The record is from RefSeq and is a predicted model, not a curated record. The transcript is spliced from 5 exons. NCBI's taxonomy places the organism in Eukaryota, Metazoa, Chordata, Actinopteri, Centrarchiformes, Centrarchidae. Bases 55 to 678 code for a protein of 207 amino acids.